CGCCCUCUAUCAAUUUUUAAAUUUGUUUGUUUUUAACAUCUCCACUGCAUUAUACUGCACACACAUUACAUUUUUGGAAAUAGGGUUACUGUAUUGCUAGGAAACAAUCGAAAUGAUGCAACCACAGAUUAUCCUUUUGAAAGAAGGGACUGAAGCCUCCCAGGGCAAGUCACAAGUUGUUAGCAACAUCACAGCCUGCCAGGUGGUAGCAGAUGCCGUCCGUACCACCCUAGGCCCAAGGGGUAUGGAUAAGCUGAUAGCACAAGGGGGAGGAAACGUAACGAUAUCAAAUGAUGGUGCAACAAUAGUGAAGCUUUUAGACAUUGUCCAUCCAGCAGCCAAAACGCUUGUUGACAUAGCCAAGUCACAAGACGCAGAGGUCGGAGAUGGCACAACAACUGUUACAAUGCUAGCUGCUGAGCUCCUAAACCAAGUCAAAGUAUAUGUUGAAGAUAAUGUGCAUCCCCAAGUGAUUGUUAGGGCCUACAGGAAAGCAACCCAACUAGCUGUAGAAAAAAUUAAGGAGAUUGCUGUCAAGAUUAAUAAGAAAGAUAAUGAAGAGCUUAAAGACUUAUUGAUAAAGUGUGCAUCUACGACUCUAAGUUCCAAACUGGUGUCGAGUCAGAAGGAGUUCUUCUCCAAGAUGGUUGUUGACGCUGUCAUGAUUCUGGAUGAACUUUUACCUCUUGACAUGAUUGGUAUCAAGAAGGUCACCGGAGGAGCUCUUGAGGAAUCCAGAUUGAUUGCCGGUGUAGCAUUUAAAAAGACAUUUUCAUAUGCUGGAUUUGAAAUGCAACCAAAGAAGUACCUUAAUCCUAAAAUAGCACUUUUGAAUAUAGAAUUAGAAUUGAAGGCAGAAAAAGACAAUGCUGAAGUUAGAGUAGACAAUGUUGAGGAAUACCAAUCCAUAGUAGACGCAGAGUGGGCAAUUUUGUACGAGAAACUUGAAAAUAUAUACAAGAGUGGAGCGAAAGUGGUUUUAUCUAAGCUGCCUAUUGGUGAUGUAGCCACACAAUACUUUGCUGAUAGAGAUAUGUUUUGUGCUGGACGUGUGACGGAAAACGAUUUGAAGCGUACAUUAAAAGCUUGUGGGGGCGCCAUUCAGAGUACUGUCCAGAACCUGACGGACAACGAGCUUGGCAGGUGCGAAUGUUUCGAGGAAGAGCAGGUUGGUGGUGACAGGUAUAACUUGUUUACCGGUUGCCCGAAUGCUAAGACGUGUACGCUGAUUUUGAGAGGCGGUGCGGAGCAGUUCAUUGAGGAGACAGAGAGGUCUCUACAUGAUGCAAUCAUGAUUGUAAGGAGGACCAUCAAGAACGAUUCCAUCGUUGCAGGUGGCGGAGCCAUAGAAAUGGAGCUGAGCAAGUACCUUCGGGAUUAUUCGCGUACCAUCGCUGGUAAGCAGCAGAUCUUGAUAGGAGCAUUUGCCAAAGCUUUGGAAAUUAUCCCGAGACAGUUGUGUGAUAACGCUGGCUUUGAUGCUACCAACAUUCUCAAUAAACUCCGACAGAAACAUGCUCAAGGUGGGACAUGGUAUGGAGUAGACAUCUUGAAAGAAGAUAUAGCCGAUAACCUAGAGGCGUUUGUGUGGGAACCGUCCGUUGUGAAAAUCAACGCCUUGACAGCAGCAUCGGAGGCCGCAUGUUUAGUUCUCUCGGUUGAUGAAACCGUUAAGAAUCCCAAAUCCAGCCAAGAUGCUGGCGGACCACCGAGGGGACGUGGACGUGGUAGACCAUUCUAAAAUAACAUCGCUAAUUUAAUUUCUUCCCUGUAACGCAUGAUAUACAUUCAAAGUAAAUUUGAUAUAGCCUGGUUGAUACUUGCCGGUGGGUUGUUCUGUUAGAAUAAGGGGAAUAAAUUCUAUCCCCCCAGGCUGCAUGGCAUACUUUAUCCAUGGUCUAUGUGAAUAAUAUCAAAAGUUAUUGAUGUUGUGAUAUUAAAUAUGCAUCCUUGGCCAAUUUAUUGAAAAACAAAUGAAAUAUUGUACUGAUAUUCUAUGAUACUGCUCAUAAAUUAUCCAAAAAUGUUAUGCAGAUGUUACCAACAAACUUACAUCUCAGGGUCAGCCUGUGGCAUUGUUUCUAUAGUUAGAAUUUGUGUAUAUUGUCAGUAUAAGCAUUAUUGCGAGAACAUACGAUAAACUGCAUACAAUGAUAAACAUAAAGAUGAGAAUAUUGCAUCGAUAAAAUAACCGAGAUGAAUAUCACCAUCGGCUGUUCAGUCAAGAUAUAAAUAUUGUCCUUGAUAGUAUUAUGUUCCCGCAUGGAGUCAUCGUUGUUGCCAAUGAGGUAUUUAUUGCUGGGAUGAGAUUUCAUGAAUCCAGUCUCUCGUUUGUUGCCUAGCAACUAUAGUUUAUGUAGCCAAAAGGUGUAUGUUAGUAAGUCUGUUUGUUUUGGUGUGAAAGCAUGCAUCCAAGCAGGUGGGAGGCAGCAGCAGUUAAAACCAAGUAAAAUUAAUUCUAUUUAUAGGCCUAAUAAGAAAACUAAUAAAAAGAAUUAAAUGUCAUAAAUGGGGGAAAGUAGCUGUGCCCAGCACAAAGGAAUGGGGGUAAUUAUGCAAUGGCUUUUAGCUUGCUAGUAUAUGAAGCUUAAGUACUCGCAAGACACCUUUUUUAAUGUGUUCUGACCCAAAAAGAUCAUAUUUUCACUCCUCUUGGAGUUACAGGGUAAACAUCACUGUCAAAUAAUACUUUAUAUUCGUCAGAUAAAUCAUUAAUCUUUAGAACUUGCUGCUGGUUAAAUAUAAAGGGUAUGAGUUUAAUUAAUUGCUAGGGAAAAGCAUCUGUAGUUGUUUAUAAAGAAUAUGAGUUCUUUUCAUUUUUACAAUAAAUUGAUGUGGCAAUGAACAA
This is a messenger RNA of Anneissia japonica, 2848 nucleotides long. Its product is annotated as T-complex protein 1 subunit eta-like. NCBI's taxonomy places the organism in Eukaryota, Metazoa, Echinodermata, Crinoidea, Comatulida, Comatulidae. The record is from RefSeq and is a predicted model, not a curated record. Gene Ontology annotation, biological process: protein folding. Gene Ontology annotation, molecular function: ATP binding; ATP hydrolysis activity; ATP-dependent protein folding chaperone. Gene Ontology annotation, cellular component: chaperonin-containing T-complex. Bases 113 to 1741 code for a protein of 542 amino acids. The transcript is spliced from 11 exons.